AUGGGGAAGGAGCAGGAGCUGCUGGAGGCCGCCCGUACCGGGAACCUGCCCGCCGUGGAGAAGCUGUUAUCGGGGAAACGUCUCAGCUCCGGCUUCGGUGGCUCCGGGGGGGGAGGAGGAGGCGGAGGAGGCGGCUCCGGGGGGGGAGGCGGCGGAGGAGGCAGCGGGAGCGGCGGUGUGGGGCACCCGCUGUCCAGUCUCCUCAGCAUCUGGAGAGGGCCAAAUGUGAACUGCGUUGACAGUACUGGAUACACUCCACUGCACCAUGCUGCUUUGAAUGGUCAUAAGGAUGUUGUAGAAGUUCUGCUGAGGAAUGAUGCACUAACCAACGUAGCAGACUGUAAAGGCUGUUACCCUCUUCACCUGGCAGCUUGGAAAGGAGAUGCAGACAUAGUGAAGCUCCUCAUCCACCAAGGACCUUCGCAUACUAAAGUGAAUGAGCAGAAUGCUCUUGAGAUCAAAGAACUCAAAAAGUACGGCCCCUUUGACCCAUAUAUCAAUGCCAAGAACAACGACAAUGAGACGGCGCUGCACUGCGCCGCGCAGUACGGCCACACAGAAGUGGUGAAGGUCCUUCUGGAGGAGCUCACCGACCCCACCAUGCGCAAUAACAAGUUUGAGACUCCCCUGGACCUGGCUGCGCUCUAUGGCAGGCUGGAAGUCGUGAAGAUGCUCUUGAACGCUCACCCCAAUCUCUUAAGCUGCAACACGAAGAAACACACUCCCCUGCACUUGGCAGCUAGGAACGGUCACAAAACUGUAGUCCAUGUCCUCCUGGACGCUGGCAUGGACAGCAACUAUCAGACUGAAAAAGGCAGUGCUUUGCACGAAGCUGCUUUGUUUGGCAAGACAGAUGUGGUACAAAUAUUGCUGGCUGCAGGUAUUGAUGUGAACAUAAAGGAUAACAGAGGCCUGACAGCUCUGGAUAUUGUGAGGGAACUUCCUUCUCAGAAAAGCCAACACAUAGCAGCUCUCAUCGAAGAUUACACGAUUGGGAAGAAAAGUGCCAAAGCUGCAGAGAAGACUGUUCAAGCACCACUUGUUCCAGCCACUGAUCCUGCGUGCCGGAUAUCUCAGGGUGAUGUGGAGAAAGCAGUGACAGAACUGAUCAUAGAUUUUGAUGUUAACCCAGAAGAGGAGAGCCCAUAUGAAGCUUUAUACAAUGCAACGUCCUGCCACUCCCUGGACAGCCUUGCCAGUGGGAGAUCUUCAGAUCGAGAGUCUGUGAAUAAGGAAGCGGAAUCAACUGGUCUCAAAGCAGCAGGAGUCAGGCCUAGAGAACGUCCACCCCCGCCUGCAAAGCCACCACCCGAUGAAGAGGAGGAGCAGCACGUGGAGAAGAAGAUAGGCCAUGGUGCUUCCUGUGAGGCCUCUGUUGCGCGAGGAAAGAGCAGGGGAAGUGGAGCUGAGGAAGAGGAACACCCUUACGAGCUGUUGCUUACAGCAGAAACUAAAAAGCCAGUUGCAGUGGAUAGGAAAACAAAAGACCACAGGAGGAGCAGUGGCAGCCGCAGCCAGGACUCUGCCGACGGCCAGGACAUCCAGGUUCCAGAGCAGUUUUCAGGGUUGCUUCAUGGUUCUUCCCCGAUCUGUGAGAUAAGUGAGGACCCUUUCAGGCUCGUUUCCUCCACGGAGAAAGGAGGCACGGAAGCUACAAGCCACCCACCUGCUAUGCAGCUGGAGGAUGCUGACUUACCUGCCUCUGGAUCAGUACGGACCAGCUCUCCGGACCAAAACCAGAAAGUGGUCUACGCAACCGUCCAGCAUACGCACGUCAACCGGGCGGAUCCUGAAACUGUAGUCACGCCCCACGUGCUACAGCACCCCGGCGGUGCUGAGGAAGAGGGGGACAGAGCUGUGGGCAGAGGCCACCCGGGGAGCAAGCCCAAAGCCGAGCUCAAACUCAGCCGCAGCUUGUCCAAAUCGGACUCCGAUCUCCUGACUUGCUCUCCGACAGAGGACGAUGCCAUGGGGAGCCGGAGCGAAUCACUCUCAAACUGCAGCACUGGGAAGAAGAGGCUGGAAAAGUCCCCGUCCUUUGCUUCAGAGUGGGAUGAGAUUGAGAAAAUCAUGAGUUCCAUCGGCGAAGGCAUUGACUUUUCUCAGGAGCAGCAGAGGAUCUCAGGUUCGCGGAUGCUGGAGCAGAGUGUCGGGGAGUGGCUGGAGUCCAUUGGCCUGCAGCAAUAUGAGAGUAAGCUGCUUUUGAACGGCUUUGAUGAUGUUCGCUUCCUGGGCUGUAAUGUCAUGGAAGACCAGGACCUUCGGGACAUCGGGAUUGGUGACCCACAGCACCGUCGGAAGCUCCUCCAGGCUGCUCGCUCCCUCCCAAAGUUGAAACCCCUGGGCUGUGAUGGGAACAGCCAGCCUUCGGUUCCCGCAUGGCUCGACUCUUUGGGGCUGCAGGAUUACAUUCAGUCCUUCCUCUCGAGUGGCUACAGCUCUAUCGACACUGUGAAAAACCUCUGGGAGCUUGAAAUAGUAAACGUGUUGAAAGUGAAUCUGCUCGGCCAUCGGAAGAGGAUCAUCGCCUCCCUGGCAGACAGACCGUACGAGGAGCCACCGGCAAAGCCGCCGCGGUUCUCACAGCUGAGAUGCCAGGACUUGAUGUCCCAGACAUCGUCGCCCCUGAGCCAGAACGACUCCUGCACGGGUAGAUCUGCCGAUCUCCUGCUCCCCUCCGGGGACACCGGGAAGAGGCAACAUGACCGUGGCACCGAGGUUGCUUCCUACUCCAGAGCUGAGCGCUACAAAGCACAGGAGGACCGUCGGGAGUCAAAGCUGACCCUGCGCCCCCCCAGCCUGGCUGCCCCAUACGCCCCAGUCCAAAACUGGCAGCACCAGCCGGAGAAGCUCAUCUUCGAGUCCUGCGGGUACGAGGCCAACUACUUGGGCUCCAUGUUGAUCAAAGACCUCCGAGGGACGGAGUCUACGCAGGAUGCCUGUGCCAAGAUGAGGAAAUCUACAGAGCAUAUGAAGAAGAUCCCAACCAUAAUACUGUCCAUCACGUACAAAGGGGUGAAGUUCAUCGAUGCCUCUAACAAGAAUGUCAUUGCUGAGCAUGAGAUCCGGAACAUCUCCUGCGCUGCUCAGGACCCCGAGGAUCUCUGCACGUUCGCCUACAUCACCAAGGACCUGCAGACCAGCCACCACUAUUGCCACGUCUUCAGCACCGUGGAUGUGAAUCUGACGUAUGAGAUCAUCCUCACGUUGGGGCAGGCGUUCGAGGUCGCCUACCAGCUGGCCCUCCAAGCCCAGAGAGCAAAGCCUCUGGGUGCUGCAGCAGGAGAAAUGAUUGAAACAAAAUCUUCCAAACCGGUGCCUAAACCACGAGCCGGCAUGAGGAAAUCUGCACUGGAGCCCCCUGAAGUGGACCAAGACUCCCAGUCUCAUGCCAGUGUCUCCUGGGUCGUGGACCCCAAACAGGACUCCAAGCGGACCCUCAGCACUAAGUAUGAGACCACUAUCUUCUAA
This is a messenger RNA of Gavia stellata (red-throated loon), 3471 nucleotides long. RefSeq names its product ankyrin repeat and sterile alpha motif domain containing 1A (gene ANKS1A). Gene Ontology annotation, cellular component: cytosol. Gene Ontology annotation, molecular function: protein binding. The transcript has 24 exons. Bases 1 to 3471 code for a protein of 1156 amino acids. NCBI's taxonomy places the organism in Eukaryota, Metazoa, Chordata, Aves, Gaviiformes, Gaviidae. The record is from RefSeq and is a predicted model, not a curated record.